Molecule: messenger RNA, 1176 nt
Organism: Drepanopeziza brunnea f. sp. 'multigermtubi' MB_m1
Lineage: Eukaryota; Fungi; Ascomycota; Leotiomycetes; Helotiales; Drepanopezizaceae
Molecular function (GO): oxidoreductase activity; FMN binding
Source: RefSeq, a predicted model, not a curated record
AUGCGCUCCUUCUUUAAAGCUCUGCCCUUCGUGGCUUCGGUCCUCGCCGUGCGCCCGUUCCUCAACGAGGCUGAUACUGGAAUUGACGAAAUCUUCGGAGAUGUCGCCAACGGCACUCUCAUUCCACUCGAGAACAUCGUCGGCCUGCCUGAUUUUGAGUGGGCCGCUCGAAGAUACUUGAACGCCACGGCGUACACCUACUACCGUAACGGUGCUGGUGGAGAGUGGAGUUACCGCAACAACUUGGAGGUGUACCAACGCUACACCCUUCGUCCUCGGGUCAUGAAGAACAUCAUCAACAUUGAGGACUCGCUGGAAACCAACAUCCUCGGCUUUCCGUUCUCUGCGCCCAUCUUCAUCUCCCCAUGCGCACGUGGUAGCUACGGCCACCCCGAAGCCGAGGCUGGUCUGGUCAAGGCGGCUGCAUCCGAGAAGAUUCUAUAUAUACCUUCGUUGUUCGCCAGCUUGACAAUCGAGCAAAUCGGUGCCUUGAAGUCCCCACCCAUCAACAGCACCAACGAAACACCCCAGGUUACCAUGCAACAGGUUUACGUCGAUAGCGAUCUGGUUGCCGCCCAGAAACUUUUCAACCGCGUGGAGGCUGCCGGCGGCAAGGCAAUCAUUUACACCGUUGACUCAGCUGGAGACGGAAACCGCCACCGCGCCGUCCGCUACGGCGUCGGGUCUGCGGACAGCUCCUACUCUUUGAUUACCUGGGAAACGUUCCACACUCUGCAGAACCUCACCUCCCUGCCCAUUAUCCCCAAGGGUAUAAUGACGGUGGAAGACGCGCAGGACGCCGUAGAGAAUGGCUGCAAGGCCAUCAUUUUGUCGAACCACGGUGGGCGCCAAGUAGAUGGUGCCCCAUCUUCGCUCGAGGUUGCUCUUGAGAUCUACCAGAAAGCUCCUGAGGUCUUCAAACAGACUGAGGUCUACGCUGACGGUGGAGUCAGGUACGGAACCGAUGUUCUUAAGCUCUUGUCUCUCGGUGUGAAGGCUGUUGGAGUGGGCCGCCCAAUGAUGUACGCGAACGUCUAUGGAGAGGAGGGUGUUACGAAGGCUAUCCAGCUUUUGAAGAAAGAGAUCGCUCUCGAUGCUGCCAACCUGGGUAUUGGGGAUUUGAAGAAGAUCGAUGCUUCAUACGUCAACUGGAACAGAAACAACUGGUACAGUUAG